CCCAAUUAUUCCCUAUUCCCAGCGCCCAGUCCCUGGCCUCUUCCCACUAGAACCGCCACUAGCCCUGCUUACCCUACCCUGUCCUUGUCUUCCCUGUCUACCCUGUCAGUCAGCUACUCCGCCUUGAAACCCUCACAUCGCUUGCACUUCUCUUGCCCAAGCGCCUGGUCGAGGGACAACUCUCUCCAAAGAAACUCUUCCACCUAAUCUCACUCUUCAACCAACGUCUUCAACGUACUACCACAAACUCCCGACAACCCACCCAACCAGAUCUGGCAAAUAUCAUUCAUCACGCAUCCCGCCGACCAAGAACCCAACGAGCCAAGCCAAGAGGAACCCGACAGACCCAACGACGCGAGUCCUGGGAUUCAACGCGAGAUACUACAGGACACAGCCUUGGAUGGGCGUCUCCACCAUUACACAACACCGGACGAGUACUCUGCAUUUACCAUCCCGUCAUCCACCGCCUCACAUCUAUUAUCUUUCCCUCAUCCCGCCCUCCCAAACAUUCGACAUCCCCAUUCCCAACUUCUCGGGACCAGACCCUCGCCAGCUCCCCGGGAUCCAAUACCAACGCGCCCCCACCAAGAGCUUCACACCCUCACCCUCACCACGGCCGACUCUCGAGUCAAUGCCCUCGCCGUAACGCGCCACGUACGGCAAACGAGUCCGAAUAAACUGUUGGUAUGGCACCCCCCGCGGCAACAGCGAGGCGUUCGUCGCCACUACGCCGGCGUGAGAAGUCGCCGGUGAAACAAACUGGAGAGAGUGCAUAUCCAUACGAGUAUCCUGCGUCGAGAGCGCGGCCGUCAGCUGAGAGUGCAUAUCCAUAUGAACAUCCCUCGUCGAGAGCGAGGCCGUCAUGGAGGACAGAGCCAGAAGAGGACGAUGGGUUCGAGGAGGAGGAGGAAGAGGAUCUUUACGGGCUAGAACCUUCAUAUACGGAGAGAUCGUCGAGGCAGGCUUCAUAUAUGCAGAGGCCGCCGAGGCAGGAGCCGCUAGAUAGGCGGAGUUUAGAACCGGAGGGGAGUAUAGAUCUCGACGACGACCCAGGUGAGGACAUCGACCUUGACACGGUCUCGCGGUUAGCAUAUGCCUUCAGUCGACGGUCUGGAACGCAGCGUGACCCGUCGAUGCCGUCGCUCCGCGAUAUCGGGCGGAGGGGCCGGGCUUCGUGUUCGCUUCUUGUUCAGAGCAAGGGAAAGGGGAAGGAGAAGUACGAAGGGAUCGCACAGGUGGCGCCGCUGGAGUCGAUAUCAGAGUCGAUAGCUACGUCGGUGCCGAGGUCGAUACCGGUCGCUUUCGACUACCGCGCACGACGGGCGGAUUCACCUGCACCGAUACCCGCGCCUAUGGGGGAUGAAAUCGAGGCCGACCACCCGUUCUCAGACACGUACUCGGCGUUCUACCUCACGCCGCUGCCGCCUCUAACCACAACAUCCUACACCCCGGAUACCCUCCCCGUCCCGAAACGGCGCACAAGCCACUAUAUAAACCGGCCUACCAUCAUCCCACCACACACAACGGCGAUUAUAAUCGCCGAAUCCGCGAAUACCUCUCCAACCACCACCACCGCCACCAAUACCACAACUACCACCACCAACCCCGCCACAACUUCAACAUCCACAUCAGCCACCACCGCCCAAACACACACAACAACCCAGGUCCCUCCCGCUGCCCUCACCCCCGACCCACCCGAAGACGACGUCGACGACGAAGGAUUCUCCGAACCCACCGUCAUCGAGCGACUCGAAGCGCUGGAUCGGGAACGGGAACAGGCCUUUCUCGCGGGUCUAUCGCGCGCGUGUGGGCGCGUUGCUUCGCGGAGAGGGAUGGGUGAUUUAGGGAUGGAUGGGAUGGGAGGAGGGAGGGAGGGAGGAGGGGUGGUGAGACCGAGGGUUAGGAAGAGGAUUAGUAAGAGGAAGGGGGGGCGGAGGGAUCCUUGAGGGGGGCUGUGACUGGGAUCACUCACUGCCAUCGUUGAACGACUGACAACGGUAUAUUUGGCGAAACUGCUGCGUCCUAGAUGGACUUACCAACCUCGCCUCGAGAAGCUGGGGUUGAGGUUCUUUCGUUUCUUUUUUAUUUCAACAAGCAUCAGCAAUAGCGUGGAGCGAUCUUAUUUAUUUUCAGCAAACGACCAGACAGACGGACAGAGGGGCGGAAAGCAUAGGGCGUAGAGGAAGGAAAAGGGUGGCCUAUGUGUUACCAGGUGCAUUAGCGUGGGUGUGCGUGUGGCGUUGUCGGAUAUUUUUGGAGAAAGAGGGAUUUGGCGAUGUUAUUUUGGAUACCCAACCUACGACUUUGCUCAUUUAUUAGUUUUUACACCAUUUAUUCGAUUUUUGGAUGAGGGUGGAUGGAUCGGUUGGUCGGCUGUGUGGAUGCGCAUGGCGCCGGGCCAAGAGGUGGGGGUGGGGGGUGGGAAGAGAGAGAUAUAUUAUCCACCGAUUUUGCGUGUGUAUACGCGAGGAUCGGAGGGAAGCGGGGGUAUAUAAAUACAUAUACAGAUGGAGAGGGGUCCAUGCGGGCGGAGAUGGGAUAAAAUUGGAAAUCCAUACACUCACUCCCAACCAACCUACCUAGCUUCAACCCCGAUUCGGGGCGUGAAAUCGUCGCGCCUGCUGUGAUUUUGUGAGAGACUGUGUAUGUGACGGGCAGAACAUACGGUACAAUUUAAAAAGUUGUUCCCGACAGCAACGGACGAGCAUUCUAUCUCAUCUCAAAGCUAUGUAAAGUAUAGUGAAACAUCGUGAAGAGUCAUAAAGCAUCACAAAGAAGCACAAAACAUCUACCCCUAAUCCGAACCAUACGUAUCCUCAUACGCCUCCUCAUACACCGCUCUCGCCUCCUCGACCUCCUCCCUAUCACUACUACUAACCGAGCUCCCAUCCGCCGUCUCCUUAGGCAGCUCUCCCUGCAUCGGUGCAGCGUGAUGCUCAUCAUCAUCAUCUACCACAAAGCAAAGCAACAUAUUAGCAUUCUCCACCACCGAAAGCUAGAAAAAAACCAGGGGUGGACAUACCAAGAGCAUUCAUGAGCAGCGCACCGCCGAUUGCGCCAGCGGCCACGCCACCAGCUGCACCCAUCAUCAUCAUCUUCUUAUCGUCCUUCUCUUUCUUCUUUUCCUGGUCCUUAUACUCGCCCUGUCCAGCAUACCCACUUUGAUCAUACCCGCCCUGUCCGCCAUACCCAGGCUGUCCUCCAUACCCUCCCUGCCCUCCAUAUCCAGCAUCGUAACCACCAUGGUUGUUAUCUAAUCCGCGAGUCCCAUCAUCGUGCCCCCCAUACGAAGGGGAGGUAGGAACCGUCCACACGACUUUGCUAUUCGAGACCUCUAGAUACGCCCACCGCGAGCCGGCGGGGUCCCAGAGCGCCGACCAGCCUUGAGGGAGG
Messenger RNA from Pseudogymnoascus verrucosus, 3393 nucleotides. RefSeq lists its product as uncharacterized. Bases 687 to 1946 code for a protein of 419 amino acids. The transcript has 2 exons. Lineage: Eukaryota; Fungi; Ascomycota; Leotiomycetes; Thelebolales; Thelebolaceae. The record is from RefSeq and is a predicted model, not a curated record.